This is a messenger RNA of Clunio marinus, 2557 nucleotides long. NCBI's taxonomy places the organism in Eukaryota, Metazoa, Arthropoda, Insecta, Diptera, Chironomidae. The record is from the annotation of a GenBank genome assembly.
UUAAUUUCAAGUUUAACGUCAUUCAGAGAGUGUUCAAGUAAAUUUAUUAAUAUUUCUUGCUUAACGCAUUAUUUUUAUAAUUUAAUUAAAGAAAGUUAAAGUAGUGAGAAUAAAUAUUUCCAACAAGAUUAAAAUCAUUUCUAUUAAUUGUUCCUUGACGAUUUAAAUUGAAUGUCAUCGAAAUGGAAAGCUUAAAGUCACAAAUAUUAAGAGGCAUAAGUGAAAUUGCUGAGUCUAAAAUUGAUGAACUCUCAGAGUUAUGGAAGAAACUUUUCGAGCCAGAUAUCGGUGAAACUCAUAUGAGAAAACUUCUCGAUCAUGUCGACGCCUUCUUCACAGACAUCAUAACCGAAACUCAAAAUAGAGAAGACGAUAUCAAACAAAGAAUUCAAAAUUUGAACCGUGAAAGACAGGAUCUUAAACGUUUACUUAAAGAGGAUGCUGGCGCUGUUCCAGAUGAAAACGUUCCCCUCCAUACCCUUCAAAUGAACAUUGACAACAGUUUAUUUGAGCUUCGUGAAAAGCUACAAGCUCGUCGUGAAGAAAUUUCUUUUCUACUUGGUGAACAAGAAAAACUUUGCAAUGAACUCGAAGAACCUUCUCGUUCACUUCACCACGAUCCUCUUCCAUCAGAGACAGAAAUGGAAGAGUUUCGUCAAUAUCUUGAUAGACUUAAUGACGAGAAAUAUAAUCGAUUUGGGAAAAUGAUGGAACUACGUGAUAACAUCAAGAACAUCGUUGCAAGGCUUGAAAUUACUCUGAAAGAAUAUGACUGCAAUCUCAUUACAAACAAUGACAUGAAACCAACUUUGCACAACAUUGAAAAACUUGAACAUUUAUUUGAAGUUCUUAGCAGUCAAUAUGAGAAGAUGAAAUAUCAAAUUGGUGACAUGCGAAGUCGUUUGAGUCAGUUGUGGAAAUAUUUGGAAGUGUCUGAAGAUCAACGAAUGGUUUAUGAAAAUUAUACUGAAGUCACACAGUCAAACUAUGACGAAUUACUCGCUGAAGUUCAACGAUGUGAGCAAAUAAAGAAAGAAAACAUUCGAAGCUUCAUUGAAAAGAUUCGUGAAGAAAUUGAACUUUAUUGGGAUAAAUGUCUAAAGUCCGACACUGAACGUUUACGUUUUCCAAGUUUCACUGUCAACACUUACAACGAAGACGUUCUCGAGCUCCAUGAAGAUGAACUGCGCGACUUAAAAAUGUUCUAUGAGGACAACGAAGCAAUCUUUAAGAUUAUUCAAGAGCGUCAGGAGUUGUGGGAACAAAUGGAAAUGUUGCAAAAUAAAGAAGCUGAUCCAAAACGCUACAACAAUCGCGGUGGUCAACUUUUGAAAGAAGAAAAAGAACGUAAAAUGCUUGCAAUGAAACUGCCCAAGAUUGAAACAAAACUCAUUGAAAUGGUUGAGAAAUUUGAAGAACAACAUGGAAGACCAUUUACAGUGUAUGGCAAAAGAGUUCAAGACAUCAUCGAGCAAGAUUAUGAAACUAAAAGGCAGGAAAAGCUCACAAAGAGUGGGAAGAAAAUUCAAGCAACGCCUGCCAAGACGCCAUACCGGAGCAACAUGACGACAGUCAGAACACCAUUAACAAUUGAACAAACAAUCAUCAAUCGAACAGCUAUGAAGACAACAGGCGGCAAAUUAAGAAUCACAUCUGCCAAAUCACACAUGGUUUUGUCAACCACAGCAUCAUCAACUGCCUCAGCUGCUUCAGUUCGUACUGAAAACGGGAAGCGUCGAAUGAUCCCAACAAAGCAAUGUGGGCCGCAAGCAAAACGAAAACUUCUUGGAGCUUUUGUGUCGCCUAAUAAUGUUUUAAGACAAUUGAAUGGGAACUCUUCACGAAAGCCUCCACAGACCAAGGCACCGUCAAAGAAUGCAAGUUUGAAAGUGUAUAACGUUGGUUCGUGCAUCAAACGACGUUCACGUAAAAGUAUUGGAAAAAAGAAGCGAAGCAGCAUUUACAAGAAAAGUCGUCCCGUGCCAGAGAUACAUGUUGCUUCUUCCGAUGAAAACGUCCCAGAAAGAGAAACAACUAGUUAUGAAGGAUUUGAGAAUUACGUUAAACAAAGCAGAAAUGUUGUGAGGUCUUCCGAAGUUGUUCGUCCACAACAUCUUGCUGUUAAUCAUUAUGGAUUUGCAUCGCCAGUGGUUCGUAAACCAGCAACACCUGGAAGUAAACGACGCAUCGCUACACCAUCUGCAUCGACACCAACCCAACGAGGUCUUCAACCUAAAGAGUUGGAAUUUUCAAUGAUUCUCUAAGUUUUUUUAAUUUUAUCUCAAGUGGCAAUUUUCUCAUUAAUUUUUUUAAUAAUUACUGCUAAUUGAAAUCUCAUGAGAUCGUUGAAUUAGAAAUUGACGAUCUGUUGAAUGAUUCUUUAAAUAAAUCUCUUGUUAAUUUACUCUAUUGGAGAUUCAAAGUAUUUCAAAUAUUCAUAACAAAAUUCUUUUAUUAAUUUAAGCUUAACAAUUAUUACUUAAUUAAAUGUACAAAAUAUGUCUCAAGAACAACUUUUAAUAAAUUUUCUUUAAAAAAUCUUUGGAAAGCAUCACAA